ACAUAAUGGUUAUAAAAGGGCUCAGCCAGAUGAAACCGGUAUCAUUUGACUGAUCUGAACGCUUGCCUUUGGUUGACUCCGAACGCUACUGUACAGAUUACCAAGUGAAUUUGCAGACUUUCCAAAAGUUCGCAACUUUAAACUGCUCGACGCACUGUGUACGGACAGAGAGUUUACUUAGAUUUUAACCCUCUGUGAACCGAGUCUAAGCACAGUUAAGUCUGCAGUUAUCUUUUCACAUCAUGUUUCGUCCUGUAACACCAUUGUCCGACAAGGACAUGGAAGGAGCAGAUGUUGAGAAUAUGGAUUUUAUUCUGCCGAAUGCUGUGCCGAACUUUGACUAUGUCCUUAAUAUCGGACUUUCGUCACAAGUCGGGCGCGCUGCCGGUGGUUUAAAUCCAUUUGAAGGAGAAGAGGAGGAGGAGAUGGUGGAUGUUUAUCCAACACAUGAGGCGAAACGCCAAAGAGUGUUUGGAGGAGAGAUGGAUUCAUUCCUACCGAAUGCUGUGUUGACCUGUGACUUUGUCCCUGACAUCGGACUUUCGUCAGAGGUCGGAUGCGCUGCCGGGGGUUUGAAUCCAAGUGGAGGAGGAGAGGAGAAAAUCCCAACAAUGUUGGGAUGGAGAUGUGAUGAUGGUGGAAUGGAUUUUGUCCUUCCAAGCGCUGUCCCUGAAAUUGUCCCGAACAACGGACAUUUGUUAGACAGACGCGCCGGGAGUUCACAUCCACGAGGAGGAGUAAAGGAGUUUACUCCUGCAUUUGAGGAGGCGAACAGCCCCACAGAAAAAUGCAAGAAUAAAUUAUUUAAAUCAAUAAAGAAGAAAUGGGAGAAUGUAAAGCAGCCAUUCCUUCAUAAUGAUAAAGUGGAAACACUGAUUCCUUCAGAGCUUAAUGCGGAUUCAGCUAAUCCUAAUCUAAAGGAUGAUGCUGGUCUGGCCAGCUCUGAAUUAAACAAUAAGAUCAAACCGGAAAAACAACGAAUGGCAUUCUUUGACUGUCUCUGGAGGGGCAAGGUGGAGUCAGUGCCGACUCCCCUGCUUAAAGCAGAUCCAGCUAUCCCUGAUGUUAGGGAAGUUGUUGAUCUUGCAUCACAGUCAAAGACCUACGUUGGUCCGAAGAAACAGAAACAAAAGGCUUCAAAGAGCCGCAAAUCUAACCUCCAGGGAGAAAAAGUGACUGUUGUGCCAACUCAACAGCCCAAGGCUAUUUCAGAUAUUCCUGUUGGCAUGGAUGUUCCUGCUCUGGCCGGCCCCCAAUCAAAACCAAAGAUUUGUCUGGAUAAAUGCAAGACAUUGAUGCAACGCAUCCUUGGAUGCUUCCAGAGGGGCAAAGUGGAGUCGAUGCCGACUUCACAGAUUGAGGCCGAUCCAGCUAUCCCUGAUGCCAGGGAAGUUGUUGAUCUGGCAGAUUCUCAAUCGAAGAGUGUUGGCUUAAAGAAACAAAAACAAAAGGCUUCAAAGAGCCGCUCAUUUCACAACCCUUGGGGAAAAAAAGGGAAGAGUAAAGUGAAAAAAGAUGCCGAUCCAGCUAUUCCUGAUGCCAUGGAUGGUGCGGAUCUGGCCAGUUUUGGUGGCAUCGCUGCAGCUAAUGCCGGGCUACACAAGUUAGGUGCCAUUCCAGAGAAUAUUGGGUUAAAAGGUGGUGGAAAUCCUGACCCAAAUAAAGCAAAAAAUCCUGGGUCAAAAGAUGUUGGAAAUCCUGGGUCAAAAGCUCUUGAAAAUCCCAGAAACCCCUUGCCAGAAGAUGAUAAAGUUGUGAGGUCAAAAGCUUUUGAAAAUCCCAGAAACCCCUUGCCAGAAGAUGAUAAAGUUGUCAGGUCAAAAGCUUUUGAAAAUCCCAGAAACCCCUUGCCAGAAGAUGAUAAAGUUGUCAGGUCAAAAGCUUUUGAAAAUCCCAGAAACCCCUUGUCAGAAGAUGAUAAAGUUGUGAGGUCAAAAGCUUUUGAAAAUCCCAGAGAUCCCUCGCCAGAAGAUGAUAAAGUUGUCAGGUCAAAAGCUUUUGAAAAUCCCAGAGAUCCCUCGCCAGAAGAUGAUCAAGUUGUCAGGCCAAAAGUUAUAAAUGUUGUUCAACAAGCUUUUGAACCGCCAAGCGAGAAGAAACCAGCUGAUCCCUCAGUGCCUAAAGAGCCUUUUGAUUCUAAAUAUCAACUCUUGGAGGAUGAAUUGCUUGGGCAAGGUUGCUUUGGCAAAGUGUACAAAGGGAUCCGUAUAUCGGAUGGCACUCCGGUUGCCAUCAAGCGAAUAAGGAAACGAAAGCAUGAACGCACUCUUCAGAUUCCUGGAUACCCCAAACGACUUAUUACAGAAGUGGCGCUGUUGCUUAAAUUAGGAGAUGCGCCCUUUUGCCCCAAUGUCAUACAGAUGUAUGACUGGUACGAGACUGAACGCUUUCACAUGCUCGUGUUGGAGUACCCACUGCACAGCGGAUCCUUGGCGAAAUUUGUUAUUUGUGAAGAAAAACUAAGUGAAAAUACAGCAAGACAUCUCAUGCGUCAGGCAGUACUGGCAGUGCAACACUGUCUGGAUAACGGAGUUUUCCAUAACGACAUCCAGCCCGGAAAUUUCUUGGUACAAAAAUCAACAAUGACACUGAAGUUAAUUGACUUUGGGCUUGGAUAUUAUCUGACGCAUAAUGAUGCCUAUGAUUCCUAUUACUUUAUGGGAGCUCCAUGUCGCACCCCUCUUGAGAUCGAAACGGCUAAGAAAUUGGACAUCGUGCCAGAAUGCGUCUUGGGCUUAGGUACUGUGCUGUACUUCAUGGUGUUUGGAUCUUUACCCGGUCUUUCCCGGACAACUGAGCAGGAUUUAUCAAACCAAAUCUGCGAUCUGUUAAGAUGGUGCCUGGCCAAGAAUCCAAGUAAUCGUCCGACGCUCAAGCAGAUCUUAGAUCAUGAUUGGUUUAAAACUGAGUCUGACGAAGAAGAGCUACUCGUAUACAAAAUGAGGGCACUAUCCACACAAAUAUAAAAAGGAUGAAGCUGAAUGACUGAAGGAGACGGGAAUGAUUGGAGAUGCUGUUUUCAUCAUCCUGAGACAUAUGGAGUUUGAAGGAGGUUUUAUUUCAGCCUCAGACUUCAUGAACACAGACCGCUGGCUGAACGUCUGAUGCAGAUCCUGUCUCAUCCUUGAACACAUUAAAAAAAAUGUUUUAAUUCUUAAUGUUUUUAUAUUUUAAAGUUGUAUAAUAUAGUUUCUAAUAUAUAUAGUAAGUCCUCUAUAGAAUCAGCUGUCUGGCUAGGAGUUUAGGGAGUCAGGUUUAACUUAGAUCUCUCUGCUAUACAUUAUCACAAUGCUUGAUAGUUUAGUUUAAUCUGUACUUUGCAACGUUUGUUGUCCCUUGAUUUUUCUGUGUUUUUUUUUUUAUUAAUGUAAAGCUGCUUUGAAAUAAUUAAACAAUUCUGAAAAGUGCUACAGUAUAUAAAUGAAAUUGAAUUGAAUAUGGAAGACUUUUCUUUAGCAGAUGUUUUAAUUUGCUUUUUUACUUUUUUUAUUUGAUCAAACUGAUUAACUUGGGUUACUUAUGUACAUGUUUUUUAUAUGCAAUAUCAAACCCUUGACCUUGGUAUAAAAUACUGGGAGUUAACGUAGUAAAUCCAAUCAGACACAAUGUUAAACCUGAUGCUGUUUUAACCCAAAUAAAUAAGUACACUUGACCUAAACCUUAAAAUAUACUCUUCAUUACUCUGUUUUAGUUUAAUUUGCAUGAUUUAUCUCAAUCAUCAAGACAUUUUGAUUAACUUAUUUAAUUUGUCCCCACAGCAAA
This is a messenger RNA of Misgurnus anguillicaudatus (oriental weatherfish), 3762 nucleotides long. The record is from RefSeq and is a predicted model, not a curated record. Lineage: Eukaryota; Metazoa; Chordata; Actinopteri; Cypriniformes; Cobitidae.